Molecule: messenger RNA, 2148 nt
Organism: Pecten maximus
Lineage: Eukaryota; Metazoa; Mollusca; Bivalvia; Pectinida; Pectinidae
Product: cell surface glycoprotein 1-like
Exons: 4
Coding region: 1-2148 (715 amino acids)
Source: RefSeq, a predicted model, not a curated record
AUGGUAGAGACACCGGUAGAUACCCCGGUAGUUACCAUGGUAGAGACCCCGGUAGAGACCCCGGUAGAGACACCGGUAGAGACACCGGUAGAGACCCCGGUAGAGACCACGGUAGAGACCCCGGUAGAGACCCCGGUAGAGACCCCGGUAGAGACACCGGUAGAGAUCCCGGUAGAUACCCCGGUAGAGACCCCGGUAGAGACCACGGUAGAAACAUCGGUAGAGACCCCGGUAGAGACCCCGGUAGAGACCCCGGUAGAGACACCGGUAGAGACCCCGGGAGAGACCCCGGUAGAGACCCCGGUAGAGACACCGAGACCCCGGUUAGAGACCACGGUAGAAACAUCGGUAGAGACCCCGGUAGAGACCCCGGUAGAGACCCCGGUAGAGACCCCGGUAGAGACACCGGUAGAGACACCGGUAGAGACACCGGUAGAGACACCGGUAGAUACCCCGGUAGAGACACCGGUAGAGACCCGUAGAUCGGGAGCCCACACUAUCAUUACCAGUAGAUCCGGAGCCAACACUAUCCCUACCAGUAGAUCCGGAGCCCACACUAUCAUUACCAGUGGAUCCGGAACCCACACCAUCCUUACAAGUAGAUCCGGACCCCACACCAUCCUUACCAGUAGAUCUGGAGCCAACACUAUCCCUACCAGUAGAUCCGGAGCCCACACCACCCUUACCAGUAGAUCCGGACCCCACACCAUCCCUACCAGUAGAUCCGGACCCCACACCACCCUUACCAGUAGAUCCGGACCCCACACCAUCCCUACCAGUAGAUCCGGACCCCACACCAUCCUUACCAGUAGAUCCGGAGCCCACAUCAUCCCUACCAGUAGACCCGGACCCCACACCACCCUUACCAGUAGAUCCGGACGCCACACCAUCCCUACCAGUAGAUCCGGACCCCACACCAUCCUUACCAGUAGAUCCGGAGCCCACAUCAUCCCUACCAGUAGAUCCGGACUCCACAUCAUCCCUACCAGUAGAUAUGAGCCCACACCAUCCUUACCAGUAGAUCCGGACCCCACACCAUCCUUACCAGUAGUUCCGGACCCCACACCAUCCUUACCAGUAGAUCCGGACCCAACACCAUCCCUACCAGUAGAUCCGGACCCCACACCAUCCUUACCAGUAGAUCCGGACCCCACACCAUCCUCACCAGUAGAUCCAGAGCCCACACCAUCCUUACCAGUAGAUCCGGACCCCACACCAUCUUUACCAGUAGAUCCGGACCCCACACCAUCCUUACCAGUAGAUCCGGAGCCCACACCAUCCUCACCAGUAGAUCCGGAGCCCACACCACCCUUACCAGUAGAUCCGGAUACCACACCAUCCCUACCAGCAGAUCCGGAGCCCACACCAUCCUCACCAGUAGAUCCGGAGCCCACACCACCCUUACCAGUAGAUCCGGAUACCACACCAUGCCUACCAGCAGAUCCGGACCCCACACCAUCCCUACCAGUAGAUCCGGACCCCACACCAUCCCUACCAGUAGAUCCGGACCCCACACCAUCCUUACCAGUAGAUCCAGAGCCCACACCAUCCUUACCACCCACACCAUCCUUACCAGUAGAUCCAGACCCCACACCAUCCUUACCAGUAGAUCCGGAGCCCACACUAUCAUUACCAGUAGAUCCGGAGCCAACACUAUCCCUACCAGUAGAUCCGGAGCCCACACUAUCAUUACCAGUGGAUCCGGAACCCACACCAUCCUUACAAGUAGAUCCGGACCCCACACCAUCCUUACCAGUAGAUCCGGAGCCAACACUAUCCCUACCAGUAGAUCCGGAGCCCACACCACCCUUACCAGUAGAUCCGGACCCCACACCAUCCCUACCAGUAGAUCCGGACCCCACACCACCCUUACCAGUAGAUCCGGACCCCACACCAUCCCUACCAGUAGAUCCGGACCCCACACCAUCCUUACCAGUAGAUCCGGAGCCCACAUCAUCCCUACCAGUAGACCCGGACCCCACACCACCCUUACCAGUAGAUCCGGACGCCACACCAUCCCUACCAGUAGAUCCGGACCCCACACCAUCCUUACCAGUGGAUCCGGAGCCCACAUCAUCCCUACCAGUAGAUCCGGACUCCACAUCAUCCCUACCAGUAGAUAUGAGCCCACACCAUCCUUACCAGUAG